AUGUGUUUCGGCAGCAAGGCCGACAAGGAUGACAGUCCUGCCCCGCGUCCCGCGCAACGUCCUUCUUCACUACAGCAGCAAGACACCAAGAUGACCAGCAGCAAUCAGCAGCAGCCCCAAUACGCGCCGCCGGCUGGUCCGCCUCCGGGGCAGCAUUCGGCCCAGCAGCAGUAUGCUCCUCCUCCCGGCCCGCCUCCGAGUCAGACGUACGCCGCCCCGAGUGGUCCGCCGCCAGGCCGGGCUGAUGAAUUUGCGCCUCCCUCGGGUCCUCCUCCGUCCCAUGGAGGAUAUGCGCCGCCAUCGGGACCUCCUCCCUCACACCAGCAGAGUGAGUACGCGCCGCCUCCGGGACCUCCGCCGGCCCGCAAUGACUAUACUGCUCCUCCUCCGGGACCUCCGCCAUCCCACAAUGACUACACGGCUCCUCCCUCGGGCCCCCCACCAUCGGAAUCGAAAAAACACGACUGGGAGACGGCGGUUCCCGAUACCACCCUCUUCCCACCGCCCCCGGCCUUCUUCAGCGGAUUUGACCGUUCCCCUGCGAACAACUCUACGGAGCAAGAGUCUGAAGCUGGGGAGGCCUGGGUGGCCCAGUACCCUCUCGUCAAGCCUAUCAAUCUUGACGCUAGUGCUCUCGAGGCUUUGCGCACGCACAGGAUAUGGCUUCUCCAGCCUCAAGGAUUCCGCGGCACAAUGGCCCAGCCCGUCUCGGGUAAGUGGGAGGUCACGACGCAAAGGAAUGCACCUGAUAGCACCAUCAUCGGCUACCCGCCUUUAUACUCGGUCAAGCACAAUUCGCCUCUCGCCACCGGCAAACCCUUCAAGGUCUAUUAUGAAGUCAAGAUUCGCGGAUCGGCAAGUGAGGUAGACCUCGCCCUUGGCUUCACCGCGCUUCCGUACCCCAACUUCCGUCUUCCCGGAUGGCACCGCGGCAGUCUCGGUGUUCACGGCGACGACGGGCACAAGUACAUCAACGACAGGUGGGGCGGAAAGUCUUUCACAACACCUUUCCAACCCGGCGAGACGCUGGGUAUCGGCAUGUCCUUCACGGCUCAGGGCGGCAGGAUGAGCGUUGAGAUCUUCUUCACGCGAGACGGUAGACUGUCCGGGAGCUGGAACCUUCAUGAGGAGGGUGACUCUGAGCAAGAUUUGCCGGUCAACGGUCUGGAGGGAUACCAUGACCUGAGUUGUGCCAUUGGCACAUUCUCCAAGAACGAGUACGAUAUCAUCUUUGACCCGGAGUUGUGGAAGUACAGGCCUUGA
Molecule: messenger RNA, 1263 nt
Organism: Colletotrichum costaricense
Lineage: Eukaryota; Fungi; Ascomycota; Sordariomycetes; Glomerellales; Glomerellaceae
Product: SPRY domain-containing protein
Exons: 1
Coding region: 1-1263 (420 amino acids)
Biological process (GO): protein transport to vacuole involved in ubiquitin-dependent protein catabolic process via the multivesicular body sorting pathway
Cellular component (GO): endoplasmic reticulum
Molecular function (GO): protein binding
Source: RefSeq, a predicted model, not a curated record